UAAAAACGGAAGCUUAGGGGGGGCUUAGAGCGCAGAGUGGUUUGGCUGCUCAGCGUAGACUUGUCAUCGGUUUGCUCGUCGACUGCGGCUCUAUAUUGGGCAGCAGAAGCGGCGCUGUGAACGAAGAAACGGCCUAAGACUUUGGCUUAAGGUAGGAAGAGAUGGCCCGAACCAAGCAGACUGCGCGUAAGUCGACGGGUGGAAAAGCGCCCCGCAAACAGCUGGCAACUAAAGCCGCCAGGAAAAGCGCCCCCUCUACCGGCGGGGUGAAAAAGCCUCAUCGCUACAGGCCCGGGACCGUGGCGCUGCGAGAAAUCCGUCGCUAUCAGAAGUCGACGGAGCUGCUGAUCCGGAAGCUGCCUUUCCAGAGGCUGGUGAGGGAGAUCGCCCAGGAUUUCAAGACCGACUUGAGGUUUCAGAGCGCUGCCAUCGGCGCCCUGCAGGAGGCUAGUGAAGCGUACCUGGUGGGGUUAUUUGAAGAUACCAAUCUGUGUGCCAUCCACGCCAAGAGAGUCACCAUCAUGCCCAAAGACAUCCAGUUGGCUCGCCGGAUACGGGGGGAGAGAGCAUAAGCGAAGGCAGUUUUUAUGGUGUUUUGUAGUAAAUUCUGUAAAAUACUUUGGUUUAAUUUGUGACUUUUUUUGUAAGAAAUUGUUUAUAAUAUGUUGCAUUUGUACUUAAGUCAUUCCAUCUUUCACUCAGGAUGAAUGCGAAAAGUGACUGUUCACAGACCUCAGUGAUGUCAGGAGUGACAAGUUGCUAAUAUGCAGAUGGGAUGGGAUGGGUGAUACUUCUGCUUCUCAUGAUGCAUGUUUCUGUAUGUUAAUGACUUGUUGGGUAGCUAUUAAGGUACUAGAGUUGAUAAAUGUGUACAGGGUCCUUUUGCAAUAAAACUGGUUAUGACUUGA
Erinaceus europaeus (western European hedgehog) is the source of this 908-nucleotide messenger RNA. RefSeq names its product histone H3.3A. Gene Ontology annotation, molecular function: DNA binding; structural constituent of chromatin; protein heterodimerization activity. The record is from RefSeq and is a predicted model, not a curated record. The transcript has 4 exons. NCBI's taxonomy places the organism in Eukaryota, Metazoa, Chordata, Mammalia, Eulipotyphla, Erinaceidae. Gene Ontology annotation, cellular component: nucleosome. The coding region runs from base 162 to 572 and encodes 136 amino acids.